GGCGGGCAGAGGCCUUGGUGACGCGAGUCCGAGCUAGAGAGCCGCGGAGCUUCGUGGAUCGUGCGCCCGCUCCCCGUAACGCGGCACCGCCUCCGCAGUGGGGCCGUGGGCGCCGUGCAGGCCGCACACCCCAGCAGACUGAGAAAUGAGAAAACUACCAAGCCAUGGGACCCUGCGGAUGACAAAGGUGGCAUACCCACUCGGGCUGUGUGUGGGCCUGUUCAUCUAUGUCGCCUACAUCAAGUGGCACCGAGCCUCCGCUGCCCAGGCCUUCUUCACCGUCGCGGGUGCAGCCACGGGAGCCCGCUGGGGCCAGCAGACCUUCAGUUCCCCAGGCUCGGCCGCACGUGGCCCUGAGGUCUUCUACGGGAUCAUGUUUGACGCCGGGAGCACCGGCACCCGUGUCCACGUCUUCCAGUUUGCCCGGCCACCUGGAGAAACUCCUACACUGACCCACGAAACCUUCAAAGCCCUGAAGCCCGGUCUUUCUGCUUAUGCUGAUGAUGUUGAGAAGAGCGCUCAGGGGAUCCAGGAGCUGUUGGAUGUUGCUAAGCAACACAUUCCAUUUGACUUCUGGAAGGCCACCCCCCUGGUCCUCAAGGCCACCGCUGGUUUGCGCCUGCUGCCCGGAGAAAAGGCUCAGAAGUUACUACAAAAGGUGAAGGAGGUGUUUAAGGCAUCACCUUUCCUGGUGGGGGACGACUGUGUUUCCAUCAUGAACGGCACAGACGAAGGGGUUUCUGCAUGGAUCACCGUCAACUUCCUGACAGGCAGUUUGAAAACCCCGGGAAGGAGCAGUGUGGGCAUGCUGGAUUUGGGCGGAGGAUCCACUCAGAUCACCUUUCUUCCAAGGGUCGAGGGCACCCUGCAGGCCUCCCCACCCGGCCACUUGACCGCACUCCAGAUGUUUAACAGAACCUACAAGCUCUAUUCCUACAGCUACCUGGGGCUGGGACUGAUGUCGGCACGGCUGGCGAUCUUGGGUGGCGUGGAGGGAAAACCAGCUGAGGAUGGGAAGGAGUUGAUCAGCCCAUGUCUGUCUCCUGGGUUCAGAGGAGAGUGGGAGCAUGCCGAGGUCACGUACAGAAUUUCGGGACAGAAGGCAGCGGGCCUCCAUGAGACGUGCGCCAGCAGAGUGUCAGAAGUCCUUCGGAAUAAAGUGCACAAGACAGAGGAGGUGCAGCACGUGGACUUCUAUGCCUUUUCCUACUACUAUGACCUUGCGGCCAGUGUGGGGCUCAUAGAUGCAGAGAAGGGAGGCAGCCUCAUGGUCGGGGACUUUGAGAUAGCAGCCAAGUAUGUCUGCCGUACCCUGGAGACACGGCCACAGAGCAGCCCUUUCACGUGCAUGGACCUCACCUACAUCAGCCUGCUGCUCCAGGAGUUCGGCUUUCCCAGGGACAAGGUGCUGAGGCUCACUCGGAAAAUUGACAACGUUGAGACUAGCUGGGCUCUGGGGGCCAUUUUUCAUUACAUCGACUCUCUGAAGAGACAGAAGAGUACAGCCUCUUAGUGACCGAGCCUGGUCCUCCACCCAGCCAGCACUCCCAGGCUCCUGUCUCCACAGACCCCUCCAUUCUGGACAUGACUCCAUCCUAGAGGAGCCCCACGCUGGCUGAGAACCCUCCUCUGGGCCUGCAGUGGCACCUCAUGCAGAUUUGCCUGAGACCUGGCCCAUGCACUGGCCCUGUACCCAGGUGGAACCAGGGCAGUAACGGUGCCAGCCUGAAGCUGUCUCACUGCCUUGCCGCUAGAUGGGCAGGGAGCCAUUCAGGGCCCGGGGUACACGCUGAGGUGGGGACAUGGCCCAGUCCCCAUUCCCUCCAUGUGCAGGGUUGUGGCUGCUUUUCUGUGUGUCUCUGUGACGUGAAUCUUGUUUUGUCUCACAGCCCCUGUUGUUUCCUUCCCUGAGGUGGGCCUCCACCUUCCUCUAAGUUCUGGAAGGUUGUACAGGCAUUCUGGCUGCAGUGCAGCCUCCAGGGCAGCAGGUCUCGAGCAUAUCCAUCUCUUCCUCUCCCUUGAGAUGGACAUAUGAAGUCACGUGGAGGCCUGCUCUCCUCGGACGAGAUGGCAUGGGCUCUGAAUAGGAAGAAGGUGGAGAGACUUCUCUUCACAGGCCCAGUGUUCUGGCUUUACAGAGCCUCCAGGCAUGUUCAGGGCUGUGUGCUUAAGCACUGCCAUUCCUGUGAAUGCCUAGUGUUUGUGGGGAGACUGUCUGAGCCCCUUUUCUGGACACCACUGUGUCCCAGUGAAUGUAUUACUACUGUGAGCCACUUUUAGACCAGCAGGCCAGGGCAGAAGACCUGGAACCACACACUCCUGCCUCAUGCUGGCCCUUCCCCACGGCGUCACCCUCCUCCUUACUGAGCUUGGGGCUGUGCGGGAUGCCCAGGUGUGGCCUGGCUCCCCUGUGGUCCCUCAGUGAAUGUAAUCCAUGGAGUAAGCUGAGCGCCUAAGUUCAAUUCCAAAUAAAGGUUGACAAGGGUU
Jaculus jaculus (lesser Egyptian jerboa) is the source of this 2487-nucleotide messenger RNA. RefSeq names its product ectonucleoside triphosphate diphosphohydrolase 6 (gene Entpd6). The record is from RefSeq and is a predicted model, not a curated record. Gene Ontology annotation, cellular component: membrane; Golgi apparatus. NCBI's taxonomy places the organism in Eukaryota, Metazoa, Chordata, Mammalia, Rodentia, Dipodidae. Gene Ontology annotation, biological process: nucleoside diphosphate catabolic process. Gene Ontology annotation, molecular function: UDP phosphatase activity; GDP phosphatase activity. The coding region runs from base 146 to 1513 and encodes 455 amino acids. The transcript is spliced from 14 exons.